Molecule: messenger RNA, 4083 nt
Organism: Symbiodinium necroappetens
Lineage: Eukaryota; Dinophyceae; Suessiales; Symbiodiniaceae
Source: the annotation of a GenBank genome assembly
AUGCGUCAAAGAUGUCAGGGCUUGAUUGCUGUUAGCCGGUCAGCCGCACGGAACAUCCGUGCCGGCAAGUGGCAGUCGGCCUCAUGGCUCCUUGGGGACAUCCUGAAACAGCAAGGUCUCGAGCGCGAUGCCGCAGCCUGCAGUUUGGGAGUCAAAGCUUGCGCGCGUGGCGGUCACUGGGCCAUGGCUGUGAAAGUAUUGCAUCACACACGCUGCCUCCUUCCAGAAGCUUUCGAUGACAUCUUCUACAGUUCCGUUGUUGAUUCUUGUGGAAAGGGUUUUGUUUGGGAUCAUGCGCUGGGCGUUUUGGGCAACGCCAAGCACUACAGCCUACAAAGCAAUGUCAUUGCCUCCAACUCGGCCAUUGCCACCUGCAGCCGGAUGACACUCUGGCAGCGCAGCAUGUCGGUGUGGCAGGAGAUCCGUGGCAGUGGACUGCAGCUCCUGGACACCAGUUUCGUUGCUGUCCUCAGUGCUUCUGCGGCACCUCUGUGGCAGAAGGCUUUGCAGUGGCUUGAGUUGGUUGGACAAGAAGGAGUACGUUGGCAGACUACCAUCACAAAUUGCGCCAUCGCUUCCUGCUCUGUCGCCUCUGCCUGGAAACUCUGCAUGAGUUUGCUUCUUCGCCAUGUUGACAUCUUUGGUUGGACAGCUGCUAUUUCGAGCAACAGCUGCUCUGGUGCUUGGGAGAAGGCUGUAGACAUGCUGUUUGCGAUCGGCUGUUCCUGUUUGCAGCCGACGUAUGUUACCUUCAAUGCGCUAACCGGUGCGAGUGCCGAAGGGGACAGCCUGGGUGCUCUUCCGUGGUUCCUGUCGUUGACUGUUUUGAGAGCGUGUCGGGCAGACGCGAAGAUAUGCAGCUCCCUGAUCUCCAGUGUCACCACCGGAACAAGUUGGCGCCAAGCUUCUUCGAUUUUUGAUGAAGUACAAAGCAGUCGUGUCGAGGAUGACGUGGUGCUGCAAAGCACGGCCGUGGCUUCCCUGGCAGCCGGCCUUCAAUGGCAAACUGGGCUGAGAGAUGCAACGGUGCUUGUCAAGAGGCAGGUGUCUGGCUUGUCUGCAGCCAUCGCGAGCACCGUGCUUGGAUGCUGCAGUCCGAAUUGGCAGGCUGCACUGGAAUUCCAUUCCUUGUGCUUUGCGGCUGGUUUGAUGAAUCAGCAGUGCACCUCAUCGACUUUGCGAACGCUUCAACUUGCAACGAUCUGGCGCUCAGCUAUUGCACUUCUCGAAAGAAAGCCUGGAGGAGAUGCAGCACUGGUUUCAAACUUGCUGCAAACAACCGCAGCUGAAUAUCUAGCUCGUUGCUUCGCAGCUUCAGAUCACUCGGCGACCUUGAUUUACCAACUCUGCGAGAUGCGCAGACAUGUGAUGGAUCGGCUAAAACACUUGCCAGUAUUGCGGCGGCGAAGCUGUGUCGGCAGUGAGGAAGGCUGGCGUUCGAGCAUGGAGAAUACACCGGAACAGUGGUAUAAGAACUUACCCAUUCUGACGCGUGUUUUGCUUACCGUCAUCUUUGGCGUCACCGUCCUCGUGCAGCUGGAGUUCUUGAACCCGGGACUGUUGUUCCUCAACUGGCCCAUGAUCAUAAACAAGCUGCAGGUUUGGCGGCUGUUGACACCAGCCCUUUUUUUCGGCACUUUCAGUUUCCAGUUCUUGUUGCAGAUGUACUUCUUCACGUCUUUUUCAUCCAAGUUGGAGCAGAACGAGGUUUUUUCUCAGCCCGGGGACUACCUCUUCUUUCUGCUUGCACAGAUCCUGCUCCUCGACGUCAUAUCCUUGGCGCUGAUGUGGCCGAGCGGUUUCCCAACUUUGGGUCCUCCUUUGGUUUUUGCAAUCUUGUACUACUGGAGCCGUCGCGAACCCUACGCCAGACUUAGCUUCUUCAGCUUCACCAUCCAGGGCUACCAAUUCCCGUUCGCGCUGAUCUUCUUCCAGCUGCUGAUAGGUGGAAACAUUUGGAUGGACCUGUUGGGGCUGGCUUCUGGCCACAUUUACUACUUCCUAGCAGAGGUCGUGCCACAAGAGUACGGAUAUGUCCUGGUCAAGACUCCAGCGUUCUUGUCCAACUUCAUGGCAAGAUAUGCUGCUCCAGGAGUCGCCGCCAACCGGCCUGCAGCCACUGCUCGGCCACAGCCCACCAACUUCGGAGGGGGGGGUCAGCGACUUGGUGGCAACUGCUUUCGCUCACAGGACACGGCGUGCACGGCUGCCAGAAGGCAGCGGCUAUUGAGCACGGAACAGAGGCUUCUGGAUGUCCUCAUGUCAGAUUGUGCCGCCCGAGACGAGUGCAUUACCAUGAACGGCGAAGAAAAGUGCAAGGCUUUCAUCGAAGCGCACAAGCAAUGCUUGCGCGCAGAGGGCUUCGAUGUAAAGUUCAAUUCCUGGGAGGAGGCCAUGAAAACGCCUGCCGAACUGAGACUGAAAUCAGGUGAGCGCUGGCGCGGCUUCAACUUCGGAGCGAAGAGGUCAAUUGCUGGAGAGGUCGUGUUCUGCACGGCGAUGAUGGGAUAUCCCGAAUCCUUGACGGACCCAUCCUUCGAAGGCCAAAUCCUUGUGCUGACCUAUCCAAUCGUGGGAAAUUAUGGCGUGCCAGCCGACGACAAGGACGAACAGGGGAUACCAAGGUAUUUCGAGGGAUCGCGGAUCUAUCCCGUGGCAGUCGUAGUGUCGGAGUACUCUUUCGCGGCAUCCCACUAUUCCGCCGUAAAGAGCUUGUCUCAGUGGCUUGAACAGCACAACGUGCCUGGGAUUUCUGGUGUGGACACUCGCGCCAUCACAAAACGUCUCCGACAAGAAGGAUCAGCUCUUGGUGCUGUGGUCGUCGGGAGUGAUGCGGCACCGCAGUGGGAGGAUCCAAACUUGAAGAACUUGGUGGCCCAAGUGUCUGUGUCCAGCCCCACACUGUAUCAGCCCGCCCGUGAUGAAGCAGAUGAGGGUGAGCCUCCGCUGGUGGUGGCUGUUGACUGUGGCAUGAAGCUCAACAUCGUGCGGUACUUCAUCCACUACCUUCGAGUCCGCCUGAAGGUUGUGCCGUGGGACUAUGACUUCUCAAAGGAGGAGUUCGACGGCCUCUUCAUCAGCAAUGGUCCUGGCGAUCCGGAGAAGUGUGAAGCAACCGUGAAUUGCCUGCGGAAAGUUAUGCAAGAACGACCGCACUUGCCCAUCUUCGGCAUCUGCUUGGGGCAUCAGCUGCUUUCCCUUGCAGCGGGCUGCAAAACCUACAAGAUGAAGUUUGGCAACCGAGGUGUGAACCAGCCUUGCGUAGACCUGCGAACGGGGCGCUGCUACAUCACCUCUCAGAAUCACGGCUUUGCUGUGGACGACUCGAAGCUACCGGAUGGAUGGCGCACCCUUUUCACCAAUGCAAACGAUGGCUCAAAUGAGGGCAUUGGCCAUAAGGAGAAGCCAUGGUUUUCAGUGCAGUUCCACCCCGAGGCCUGCUGUGGUCCUGUGGACACUGCCUUUCUUUUCGAUGAUUUUUUCAAGAUUCUGAGGAACUCGGGAGGAAGGAGUUUGACAACCAUCAGUUACAAGCACCCGCAGGCGAUUUCAAAGGUCUUGGUGCUGGGUUCCGGCGGUUUGACGAUCGGGCAAGCUGGUGAAUUCGAUUACUCCGGGAGCCAGGCUAUCAAGGCAUUGCGCGAGCAGCAUGUGCAGUCGGUGUUGAUCAACCCCAACAUUGCGACCGUCCAAACAUCCCGGGGUUUGGCUGACCAGAUAUACUUCGUUCCGGUUACACCGGAGUUCGUAACGAAGGUAAUUGACAAGGUGAGACCGGAUGGGUUGUUUGCCGCGUUCGGUGGGCAGACGGCGCUGAACUGCGCAGUUGCACUUCACCGAGAUGGCACUCUCAAGAAGUAUGGCGUCAAGGUUCUGGGCACGCAAAUCGAUUCCAUUGUUGCAACAGAGGAUCGCGAGAUCUUCAAGGAAGGCGUCGAGAGUUUGGGCGAGAAGUGCGCGCAGUCUGCAUGCGCGAAUACCUUCGAGGAGGCACGAAAAGUCGCCCGUGAGAUUGGAUUUCCGGUGCUUGUUCGAGCUGCGUUUGCUUUGGGUGGUCUAGGAAGUGGCUUUGCAUCGAACGAG